Messenger RNA from Xenopus tropicalis (tropical clawed frog), 1437 nucleotides. RefSeq names its product dual specificity phosphatase 13B gene 2 (gene dusp13b.2). The record is from RefSeq and is a predicted model, not a curated record. Gene Ontology annotation, molecular function: protein tyrosine phosphatase activity; protein serine/threonine phosphatase activity; protein tyrosine/serine/threonine phosphatase activity. The coding region runs from base 48 to 596 and encodes 182 amino acids. NCBI's taxonomy places the organism in Eukaryota, Metazoa, Chordata, Amphibia, Anura, Pipidae. The transcript has 3 exons.
AACAGGAAUAUGCUCAGUCUGCUAUAGAUAAUAUUGGGGCUGCCAGAAUGAAAGGAGUCUGCCGGGAAUCCCCUUCUGUUUAUCAGCUAGAGGCACUGUUAGAUGCUUACUCAGGCAAUUUACAUCAUGUGGAUCAAGUGUUCCCCAGUCUUUUCUUAGGUGAUGUUGUGAUUGCCAAUGAUAAGAGUAAGCUGAAGAAGAUGGGUAUAACACACAUCCUUAAUGCUGCCCAUGCCUCUUGGGAGUGCACAGGAGAUGGCAUUGAUUAUGGUCCAGAGAUACAGUAUUAUGGAAUCACAGCAGAAGACUGUCCACAAUUCAAUAUGAGGUUAUUUUUUUACCCUGCAGCAGAGUUUAUUCACAAAGCUCUGAAUACACCAAAUGGAAAGAUCCUUGUUCACUGUGUCUUGGGCAAAAGUCGAUCUGCCACCUUGGUGCUGGCAUACCUAAUGAUUUACCAGCACUUCUCCCUGGAAGAUGCAAUCCGCCAUGUAGCAAAGCGCCGAUGCAUUGCACCUAAUCGAGGUUUUCUGGAACAGCUGCAAAGUUUGGAGGCAGAGCAGCAUAGCAGACUUUGGAGAUGUAAUAUUCUUUGAAGGAGCAUGAUGAGAUGCAACAAAGAACAAGAUAUUUAUAGUGCAAGGGAUUUUUACAGAAACACUUUAAUGUUGUCUCGCCCAUUUUUGUUUUGCAAAGGAAGGUCAUUUCCUGCGAUUAAGCCUGAUUGCUGGUAGUAAUGUACUUUACUUGUGGCAACCCUAAUGAUAGUCCAUGGCAAGGUAUUUUCGGGAAGAUUUGCAGCCAGCAAGGGCCAUUUUUUUAAUGCUGUCUUCAAAUCUCUCUGUGUUUCAUUGCCCUAAGCAAGCACCCUGGAAAGAGAGUGCUCUAUGGAAGAGAACAAAGAUGGUUGAAUUGCAGAGAUCAGAUGCUUUAUUAAGCUUCACCUAUAGCAUAAGAGAAUACUUUGAUAAUAAAAGUCACAACUUACCUUAUUUUACCAUAUGACCAUGACCAUGUGUAAAUCCAGGAAAUGCUUAGAACUACUAUCAUCAUAGUCUUUACAGCUGUAUAAUAUCAUUUGUAAUCCUUUCCCUUCUAAUCCACUGGUAGUAUCAUUGGUAGGUUAUAUGCUUUAUAAAUACACAUGGUUAUUUUUCUAUACCCUAACUUUUUAAUGCAAAUUUAGUAACAUAUAUGCAGUCACCUCAUGGCACUGUUAUAUCAGUAAUUGCACAGGCAUCUAUGCCUUAUUCCUAAACAGAUGCUUCUAAUGUUUUAUGUGUUUGUAUGUACUAUUGUUUUAGUUGCUUUAUGCAGUAUUAUGUACCUUGCAAUAUCAUGCUGUUCGUUUUGGUGUAUAGUAUCAGUAAGCACUGUAAUUUCUCUGUUUCCCUAGUGUCACAUUUGCCCUUUGUUAAUAAAACUGAAGCAUACUAA